UUAUUGGUUAAGACUUUAAUAAGUGAGUGUAUUAAAAAUAGAGUGCAGACUACAAGACGCCACUACUUUGACCUUGGUUGCGUAGCGUAGGGCCUUCUGCAGAGAUCACGAUGCUGCUGCUCCUGCUGCUGCUGAAGAAUCUUCAUCCCGCACAAUUGGUAUCCGUGUUCGAAUGAUUGAAUAUUCUAGGAAAGUUAGGGAUCGACGCCUUUUCGGGAUUUGUAUUUCGAUUGAUGUCUGAAGUCAACGAGCCGGCUGCCUGGCGGGGGCAGUUCGACGGUCUGAUUGAUGAGAGCGUUGGGAGGGCGAAUGGGUAUAGUUACAGUCCCGUCGGCGGCGGCGGAGGAGGAGGAGGAGGAGGAGCUCCGGCCGGUGAUUGGCGGUUUCAGCUUCGGGAAUUCGCGAAGGGGGCGGCGGAAAUGAGUGUGGCGUUUGGGAAGGGAGUGAGGGAUGUGGUGAAGCAGAGCGUGCUGAAGGAGGAUUCGUUGAUUGUGAGGAAGUUCAAAGGCCCCUGCGCGACGAUUUCGAAGAAAUUGGUGCUUCUGAAUGAGUACUUGCCUGAGGAUCGCGAUCCAGUUCGUGCUUGGACUGUGAUCGCCUCUGUUUGGUUUUUUGCUCUUACAGCUUUAUUUGUAAAUUUUGUUCCAACUUCGACUCCAUUGGUUAAAACAAUGAAGACACAUCCCCCUAGUGCUAGUCUUAUAUUACUCCCAGAUGGGAGACACUUAGCCUUUCGAGAGCAAGGUGUUCCAGCAGACCAAGCAAGAUACUCGAUAAUGUUUUCUCAUUCGUUUCUUUCGUCAAGGCUUGCAGGUAUUCCGGGCCUGAAGGAUUCCUUAUUGCAGGAGUUUGGUAUACGGCUGGUGACAUAUGAUUUACCUGGAUUUGGGGAAAGUGAUCCCCAUCCACUUAGAGAUCUCGAAUCUUCAGCUAUGGAUAUACUACACUUGUCGUAUGCUCUGAAUAUUACGAACAAAUUCUGGGUAAUGGGAUUUUCUGAUGGAAGCAAACAUGCUUGGGCUGCUCUUCAUUACAUUCCUGACCGUAUUGAAGGCGCUAUAAUGAUUGCUCCGAUGAUUAAUCCAUAUGAACCACACCUGGACAAAGAUGAGCGACGGAGAAUCUGGGGAAACUUGACAGUCAAGAAACGACUGAUGUUAUUUUUAGCACGGAAAUUUCCUAGAUUACUUCCAUACUUCUACCGUAGAAGUUUUCUCUCAGGCAACCAUGGUUGUAUCGAAGCAUGGCUCUCCUCCUCACUUGGAAAGAAGGAUAGAGCUCUGAUCGAGGACAAAAUGUUCAAAGAUUUCUGGCAGAGGGAUGUUGAAGAAUCAGUUCGACAGGCAAAUGCAAAGCCAUUUGUGGAGGAAGCUGUAUUGCAGGUUUCAUAUUGGGGUUUCAGCUUAUCAGACCUCCAACCACACGGCAAGCGCAAGGCUAAAGGCAUUCUUGCUUGGCUCAAAUCGGCUUACAGACCUGCCCAAAAAGGAUUGACCGGAUUCAUCGGUCCAGUACACGUUUGGCAUGGAGGUGAGGAUCGCGUUGUACCUCCUUCAUCAAGUGAUUUUGUGCGCCGUGUUCUCCCCGAAGUCAUGCUACAUAAGCUCCCAUACGAGGGACAUUUCACCUACCUGUACUUCUGUGACGAAUGCCAUCGACAGAUCUUCUCAAUCGCCUUAGGGAAUCCACAGGGCCCCCUCACGCCUAAAGAGGAUGCUCAACCUCCCGAUGAAAAUGACAACAGCAAAAUAGUUACAGCAGCCGACGUGGAGAGGACAUACUCGAGCGCAGAUGAAUUCAGGUAACCGUUAAAAUUCCAGAUAUUAUUCAUUAGCCGUAAGAAGCCCCGAGGGAUCUCAUGAUAUGAAUAGGCAUUUUACAGCGUAAAAUUUUUCAGUCGUCGUCGUAUAUUUCACAUGAAAGUAUAAAACUUUUGACAGCACAGGGUGUGAGAUUGUUGAUGAAAAUAGCCAUUAGUGUACUGUUUUUGAUCCUCCAAAAUUUGCAUAGCAUGAAAAGAGUAAAUGCACUUGACUACCAAACUUCUAUUCAAUCCAUUCCAUUCCAUAUUGUUUUGUUAUGAAUCGCAUAAUAAAUCUGCUGAGUCAAGAACAGAAUGUGUUGGAAUAUGUUAUAAAUUCUUUAUUGACCAUAGAAAGCAUCACCAUGGUGAUGAAUUGUUGGAAUGUUGUAUAGAUUUAUUGAAUCCAAUUAUUAU
Molecule: messenger RNA, 2218 nt
Organism: Andrographis paniculata
Lineage: Eukaryota; Viridiplantae; Streptophyta; Magnoliopsida; Lamiales; Acanthaceae
Exons: 6
Coding region: 234-1805 (523 amino acids)
Source: RefSeq, a predicted model, not a curated record